This is a messenger RNA of Protopolystoma xenopodis, 144 nucleotides long. NCBI's taxonomy places the organism in Eukaryota, Metazoa, Platyhelminthes, Monogenea, Polystomatidea, Polystomatidae. The record is from the annotation of a GenBank genome assembly.
GUCUCUCCAAUGUCACUAUUUCAUGGCAGUUUGCGCCACGAGCGUCUUCUAAUACGUGAACGCUACUUGCGACACGAACUGCAGACUGCUCAGGCCUACCGACGCAAUGUGACAUUCGCACACUUCGCCUUGGAACCAGGUUAG